AUGGGUGGUGGUCCGGGGGCUGGUCCUGAACCUUCACAGCCAGAGGAGAUGAAUGGAUCUUGGGGGGACCUUGAUACACCGCCGGGCACCAGAGCACCGGAGGACACGGAGCUCAAGACAACACACGCCCACAGGGAGAGAUUAAUCGAGCCGGUCUUCAAACGCCACAGAGAUUUACAUACACAAAAUGAGGUGACGUCACCUCGACUCAAACGAGCUGAUCCAGAGUCUGCCCCUCUGCCUGUGAGCCCGCCUCCCCCCCCCUCACCCACCCGCCUCCCCCACCCUCACCCGCCUCCCCCCCCCCCACCCGCCUCCCCCCGCCUCCCCCCGCCCUCACCCUCCUCCCCCCCGCCCUCACCCGCCUCCCCCCGCCCUCACCCGCCUCCCCCGCCUCCCCCCGCCCUCACCCGCCUCCCCCCCGCCCUCACCCGCCCUCACCCGCCUCCCCCCGCCCUCACCCGCCUCCCCCCGCCCUCACCCGCCUCCCCCCGCCUCCCCCCGCCCUCACCCGCCUCCCCCCCCUCCCCCCCGCCCUCACCCGCCCUCACCCGCCUCCCCCCCGCCUCCCCCCCCCCUCACCCGCCUCCCCCCCGCCCUCACCCGCCUCCCCCCCCCCUCACCCCCCCUCACCCGCCUCCCCCCCGCCCCCCCCCCCCCCCCCCCCGCCCUCACCCGCCUCCCCCCCGCCCUCCCCGCCUCCCCCCGCCCUCACCCGCCUCCCCCCCCCCGCCCUCACCCGCCCUCACCCGCCUCCCCCCCCCCCCUCACCCGCCCUCACCCCGCCCUCACCCGCCUCCCCCCGCCCUCACCCGCCUCCCCCCGCCUCCCCCCGCCCUCACCCUCCCCCCCCCGCCCUCACCCGCCUCCCCCCGCCCUCACCCGCCUCCCCCGCCUCCCCCCGCCCUCACCCGCCUCCCCCCCCCCUCACCCGCCCUCACCCGCCUCCCCCACCCUCACCCGCCUCCCCCCCGCCCUCACCCGCCUCCCCCCGCCCUCACCCGCCUCCCCCACCCUCACCCGCCUCCCCCCCGCCCUCACCCCCCUCCCCCCGCCCUCACCCGCCUCCCCCGCCUCCCCCCGCCCUCACCCGCCUCCCCCCCGCCCUCACCCCCCUCCCCCACCCUCACCCGCCUUUUACCGUGGGAAUAA
Molecule: messenger RNA, 1152 nt
Organism: Knipowitschia caucasica
Lineage: Eukaryota; Metazoa; Chordata; Actinopteri; Gobiiformes; Gobiidae
Source: the annotation of a GenBank genome assembly